Larimichthys crocea (large yellow croaker) is the source of this 7036-nucleotide messenger RNA. RefSeq names its product synaptotagmin-like 2b (gene sytl2b). Lineage: Eukaryota; Metazoa; Chordata; Actinopteri; Sciaenidae. Gene Ontology annotation, molecular function: small GTPase binding; neurexin family protein binding. The record is from RefSeq and is a predicted model, not a curated record. Gene Ontology annotation, cellular component: exocytic vesicle; plasma membrane. The transcript is spliced from 20 exons. Gene Ontology annotation, biological process: exocytosis; intracellular protein transport. The coding region runs from base 237 to 5303 and encodes 1688 amino acids.
CAGCAGCAGACCUGAGGAGGAGGUGAAAACUUUUCAAACCUCGUUUUGCUUUGUUUUCUUUUGUUUUUUUGAGGAUGGGAGUUACAGGAGCGGUUUGUGACGAGACUGCGGGUGUCCUGUAAGACAGAAAUCCCCCCGAGCUGCAGGACAAGUCUGACUUCUUCUCCUUUUAAUUAAAGAAGUCUGUCGCGUGGAAGAAGUGGAAGAAACAACUUGCCCCUUGCUGAGGAGGAACCAUGAUCGACCUGAGCCACCUGACGGAGGAGGAGCAGGGGAUGAUAAUGACGGUGCUGAGGAGGGACGCCGAGCUGAAGAAGGCUGAGGAGGAGAGAAUCAGCAAACUGGAGAAAAUACUCAACAGUGACUCACAGCCGGACGCAAAGCUCAAGUACCUGAGUGGAGAGUGGUUUUACGAGGCCAAGUCUCGCAGGCACAUGGACAAGAUCCACGGCUCGGAGAUCAUCCUGGCCUCCAUGAAACAGAAGAAAGCUGGUUUAGACGGCUCUCUUCGAAUUGAACGAUCUAAAACGCCGAGCAGUCGAGGUUCGGACAUCGUCCCUCCACCCAAACCUGCCAGAUGUUUGGACGCUCUAGAGCCGAAGGAGAUCAACGAUGCAGAAAAAGAGAAUCUAAAUUCAGCAGUCUGCUCUCCAAGACUGCCAAGGCACAACCCUUUCAACCGUGCUUCUCUUAUUGUUGUUGAGCCACCUGAAAAUAAUAAUGACGUGUCAACCGGCCGGGACAAGGAGUCUUCUGAGACAGAGCUCAUAUCGCCACUGAAGAGCCACCCAGCAGCAGCAGCAGCCAGUCAGACUUCAGGGAGCUCCCUCACAUCUGAGGCCUCGUCUGCAGGGUUCAGGCCAGUGCCAAAGAAGAGGACAUUUCUCUCCAGACGUACUUCCAGUCAGACAGAAAGCAAUGGCCUGGGUUCAGACACUCAGGUAGGGUCAGCGGGGGUUGUUCCUGCCCCGAGAAGGAGCCUCCAGCGAGGGUCCAGUGGAAGCUCUAACCAGUCCUACCCGAAGAGCCAAGAUGAAGCGCCUCAGAAAAGUGUAGUUUCUGAUCAAGUAUCUCACUCUGCUCAGCCGUCAAGAUCUGUAGAGGAAAACUCCCAGCAGCCACUCUGUGAUGUAUCUCAGGUUACAUCUAAUACCGCUGCGGAGAGAGAAAGAAACCCACCUUCACAAACAAGAGACAGAUCAGUGGACGAUUCGUCCAAUGACUCUCACCCAAAAAAAUUGAAUAAACUCUCUCAUCCUUCAUCUGCAACUCACAACCUCCACAACGUUAGACCAGCCACCCACACCGGCAGCAAUACAUCCUCUGACAAAGAAAUCCCACAGAGGAGCAACGAACGACACGAUGAGACACAGAGAGAGCAUGGAGAGGUGAAGGCUGUCAUCCUGCACACUGGCAGCAUUCAGGAUUCAGACAGAGAGAAUAACAGCAGUGUGGGAACAGCGAUGAGGCAGGAAGACCUGAGUUUGCCACAAAGCACUGAGGAUCCAGAUCCUCCAGUAUUAUACGAUCUCAUCUUCAUUGAUAAGUCUGAUCCUCAGAAGAAAUCAAAUCAGACACAGGUGUUUAAAUUGUCCACUCAGACCACCAGUCCCACGGGUGAUGAGGACUCCAUCACGAAGGUGCUGGACUGGUUCAGUCGCAGCACAGACAGUCUUGAUUGGAUAAAUACAAAAGGCGGCCCAGAGUCCACAAAGAGCUCCGACAAACAUGUUGACAUCAACAAAUCAAGAGGCGAAGAUUCAUUAAGAAAAGAUGCCGGGGAUAUUGUAAGUGAUAGGAAGAAGGAAACUCAGGAGAUGAAGAGAAGUCACUUACAAAAACAGGCCAAUGAGACCAAAGAGUUAAAAGCAACAGACAGAGUAGGCAACAAGGAAGUGAACGAAACACAAGAAGAGGUGAAGAAGGAAAGCAGAGAAAGAAUGCGGUCACAGGAUUCACAAGAUAAUACAGACGAGAGCCAACCAACCCAAAUCUCACAUCUGAAGUCAUUCUGGGAGAAAAGCAACGUGGGCCCUAAAAUACUUAUCGGCAAAUCAGUCACGCCCAGCGACAAAGGAAAACCUGCUCACCUCUCAGCAGAGAAAGACGAGGAGAAAAUGAACAAACCCCACGGAGCGUCUGAUAUGCCCACUGUGCCUGGAAUAUACAAUGGGAAGGGGAGUUAUGGGGAAGAAAGAGAACAACAGCUGGUAGUCGGUCCACAGAAAGAUACUGGAGACAAUAUUCAUUUAAAUGGUAACCAGGAAGUAUACAGUCUAGUGAUGAAUACUUCAUCUCCAAGAAACACAGAUUUAAAAUUAGCAGCCAAUCUCCAAGUAGCAGACAGAAGAGGUCCAGAGUCUGAGAGCAUCUCUUUUGUUAAACCCAAUCCACAACCUGACAGUAUUUCCCAAUCUAAAGAAACUCUACUGCUAGACGAACUGUCCAAGACUAUUCCUGCAUCUCAGCUAGAUACAGAUCUCCAAACACGGGACAGUCCAGACGCUGAUAAGCUGCAUUUGUCCAGAAACAGCCCGUACAUGGACUACAAGCAAGGUGGGAAUGAUAUACAGAUCACACCAAAAACACAAAUGCGUAGAGGUUCAAGUGAAGAAGUAAAGAGGAGGGACAGCGAGGAUAAAGGAAUUCAGUCGAGCAUGUCUCCGAAACGAAAGGAAGAUAAAGUUAACAGUCCUCACUCAAACAGAAAAGGUUUACCACACCAAGAAAGUACUGCCGAGAGGAUAAAGCAGCUCAAAUCUUUCUGGGAGCAGGAGAGGAACAAGCCCAUGUUUUACACCGGAAAACCUAAACCUCUCGGGGAAGGCAAAGUCGCUCGUGGUGCAAAUCAGGCGAAAAUGAAUAAAAGAUUCACAAAGUCAGAGUUUGACCUGAGCUCAAUUGGAAAUUAUCCAGACAGCGAUGAGGAAGACAGUGAUAGAAAUCAUCAAAAUUUUACUGUUCUCCCUUUGAAUCAGAGGAUAGAGAAGUCGUCCCCUAGCCUGGGCACGAACCGAAUACAAUUUAACACUCUGCGUGAGUUCUGGGACGAGGCCACAUCAGAUACGAAGGGAUCUUUUUCAUUUGACAAACCCAAAAGUCCAAAAAAGAAAGAGUCAAUAAGUGCCCAGCUUCCUUCUCAGGAGAUAAAGUGUGGUGACUCUGAGAUUUACCGCGAGAAAACAAGACAAGCUGUCCUGAAAUCAUCAUCAUCAUCAUCCCCAACUCUUCCAAAUCGAUCAAAGUCGCCUCAUGACAGACAGUGUGUGUCACGAGUAAUUAAUGACGGCAAAAACAGUCUGUCUAAUUAUACAACAGCUGAGCAGCAGAGAGAGUCCAAAAGGAGCUCAAAAGACUCAAAUCGAGACGAGAAAUCCACGAAACCACCAAGCAGCUCGGGAAAAGAGACUCGCUCUCCAAAGAACAGAAAAGACAGCUUCAGCAAUUCGAGCAGUCGUGGAAAUUCAAUGCGUCGUGCUGCUAGCAUGUUCGCUCUCAGUGUUCCUGAUGAAAAAGAUCAAAGUCAGCUUAAAAUGGACGUAAGCCCCGUCCACCCCCAGAGCAGGAAGCAGAGGCAGAACUCCGAAAAAGCCGCCGGGCCGAGAAGAUCAUCAGAGGAAACUGAGACUCUGACUCCACGUGCACGGGCGUGUGUUCCCAGAGACUACCGCCAUUACCUGGGCAUGACAGAUAACAACAGCGUCCACACCUCCCUCGCCCCAGAUAUUAAGGACGAGGGGUCAGAGGGCAAGUCCGGGUAUGAAUUCGACCUGGUUGUGCCCGUGAGGGCCAGCACUCCGGUGAGCUCAGAGGAGCGCUACAGUCGGAAGGGCAGCAAGGCGAGUCAACGCCCCCUGUGGGCAAACUACAGCAGCUCAGACACUGGUCAGGAGUCAUCUAUGAGCAGCACGUCAGACACCUGGUCCAUCUCGAGGAACAGUUCAAACCGUGAGAACGACGAUGAGUGCCAAAACCCUGUGAGGAAGGCGUUGAGGCGAGCAGAAGCACGGCCUAAAAAUCUGGCUAAGAGCAUGGAGGACAUAACAGCGUCCUUAUCACCACGACAAGAAAGAAGGCAAGACCCGACUGCCGACAUGAGACGCAUUAGUGACGUUUCGUCUAUCCCGUCACCCUCCUCGUCUUUAUUUUCGGAUCCAGACCACCUGAAGAAGAUGAGCAAAUCAGUUCCUUCGUUCUUACAGAAGGAGGAUGUUGGCAGAGACACUGACUCCAACUGCGAGGACAGUUACGACCGGGGAAGACUAAUGAUGGGCAACUCUUUGACUAACCUCACCAGCUCCUCUGGCAUGGCGUCUGUGUCCUCUCUGAGUGGAAGCGUGAUGACCAUGUACAGCGGGGACUUUGGAAACGUGGAGGUUCAGGGAAACAUCCAGUUCUCCAUCAACUACAUUCAGAAGCUCAGAGAGUUUCACAUCUUUGUGGCUGAGUGUCGAGACUUGGCCGCUGUCGACCCAAAGAGAGGGCGCUCAGAUCCGUAUGUCAAAAGCUACCUGGCUCCUGACAAAGCGAAUCUGGGAAAGAGGAAAACAUCCGUAAAAAAGAAGACGCUAAAUCCAACUUUCAACGAGAUCCUCAGAUAUCGCGUUCGCAUGGAGUAUCUGAGGACCCAGACGCUUAUUCUCUCCGUCUGGCAUCAUGACACCUUUGGCAGGAACAGUUUCCUGGGCGAGGUAGACAUGGACCUGUCCAAGUGGGACUUUGACCACACCCAGAUGAACUACUUAGCCUUGAAAGCAAGGACUACACCCACUCUGGCGCCAUCAAACGGCCGAGGAGAGAUGAGAAUAGCCAUACGGUUCUUGCCACAGAUCAUCCACAGUGAAGGAUUAGCGAAGGAGGUUCGAAACGCUGGAGAGAUUCACAUUUGGGUGAAAGAAUGCAAGAACCUGCCUCUAAUCAGGGCCACCAUUGACCCAUAUGUUAAGUGUUUUGUGCUGCCAGACACGAGCAGGAAGAGUCGCCAGAAGACACGUGUGCUGCGGAGGACAGUAGACCCAGCGUUUAACCACACAAUGGUGUACGACGGCAUCAGAGAGGUUGAUUUAGCAGAAGCCUGCGUGGAGCUCACCGUCUGGGACCGGGACAGGCUAGCCAGCAACCUGUUGGGGGGCCUCAGGCUUGGAGCUGGAACAGGUAGAAGUUAUGGAGCAGCAGUCGACUGGAUGGAUUCAACCCCCUAUGAGGUGGCCCUCUGGGACCGCAUGAAGGCCACCCCGAAUGAAUGGGUGGAGGACGUACUCCCAUUAAGAAUGCUGAACUCUGCCAAAACAGCUUUCAAAUAAGUAGAAGUAUACCAAACUGCAAUACUUCAAAGACUGUAUAUUUUUUGAGAGGCAGAACACGGUAAAUGAACAGUUUUAAAGAUCCGUUGAAGGGAUUUAAAUGUAGUCAGGAAAAUCUUUCUGAGGGUUUAAAAGAUCUGAUGAAAAAUAAGGACACCUGAGUGAAAGAUUGGAAUAGCAGCAACCUGUGGUGCUAUGCAAACGAAGUCAUUUCUUAAAUAGUCAUUUGAACACUUCUGUCAACAUCUCCACAGGUACUCCAGGAACAUAGGAAUUAAUAUUAGAAAAACAUCUCUGGGUGGCUCAACUAUGAGCUUUCAUCCAAGAAGGAAAGAGGGUCCCUGCUGGUAAAUGUGUUGGCAGCACUGAGGCGUACAGGGAAAUGUAAUUAUCAAACUAACAAAAAAGAAGCAUUCAACAUUUAAAAAACAGACUUACAUGUGACAAAGGUAACAAAAUACAAAAAACACAGCCAUAGUUUGGCACAGUAUCUGUUUAUAGGCAAGUAUAGCUUUAAUUAAUAUCCACGCAAAGCAUUUUUAUAUAUGUAUUCUUGUGGUUUUCAUGUUUGAAUGCCCCGAAGAAGACAAAAGACAAAACUAAAGUCCACAAUUUUAGUUUAAAGUUAUUUGCAAGUAAUAUCUCAUGAGCCAAAUUAUCAAGAAAUAUUCUCAAUAUUCUUUUUGGAAGCAGUGUAAAUGUUUAUGUAUUAAAAUUUGAAGAUAUUAAUAAUGUCCACAACAAAACAAUGAAGAGAAAAGAGAAAGAGAACAGUUCUGCACAAAAUAAGAGAUUUUACAUUUCAUCAAAGUAUUUCUUUUUUUUCCUUUGUUAAGCAAUACGUGAAGACGUUAUUUUUCAUUGCACUGGACUUUCACUAAGGAUAUAAACUGUAUUUAUCUUAUGUCAACAACGUUUUCACUCAGACUAACUCUUAUUUUGACAGUAUUGUAUAAGACUUAAAAUAGCAUAUCUGACAUGUGAUGAACUGCACUUAAUUAUACAAGCAGGAUUAAAGAAAUCAAAAUAACCUCUAUGAGUCUAUUUUUUUUAUCAUUUGUAAACUGAUAUGACAUAUCAGUGAGUAGAGCAAAGGUUAACCUACCAAUUGUUCAAAUAACAUGCUGUUUUUGAUUAGAGUCAUCAAAAGUUGCUGCUUCUGGUCAAACCUUUCGUUGAUUAUGUGAUAUAAAUUAAGCAUCUAGUUUUGGAUUUACAUACCAGGUGCCCAGUGGAUAAAUCCUACAGACUUUGACGAUCCUCUGACUUUUCCUUUAGUGCCACCAUGAGGUUGACAUUUGUGGUUUUGAGUAAAAUGUUAGCAUGCUUUAUUUACAAUCAAAAAUUAUUUUCCAGAUUCUGUGCCCCCAUCUCCACAUUAAACAUCUAUGUAACCCAGUUAUAGGUAAAGGGUUGGUUCACCCAGAUUACGAGAGUAUAUAUUUAUAUUUCUCCGUCCUAUUCUAUCCAUUGAUACACUGUCAACAUAUACAACAUGUGCUAUUUCUUCAGUACUGAGUAGUUACAGUGAAAACUACUCACAAAACGAUGGAUUCAUUGUGAAAUCUUAGAGAAAUAUCUCAAAAUCUGGGCAAACAAUACAAAACGACCACUGUCUACAUGGCUACACUGGUUGUGUUUCUUGUUUCUUGUGUUCCUUGUUGUGUUUGUGAAAUGGAAAAGCUGAACAUACACUUUCCUCGUGACUUCGUGAGUCUGCAUGAGGAACAACA